UGUUAACUUUAUGCAUGCUGGAGUUAACCCGGUAGCUGACAGACCCCUCUGACGGGAUGAAUGCUGCAGGCCAGGAAAGGGAAGCCCUGCCUGGGAGCCCUGCCUAGCGAGAGUGGCUCUGGGUGCCAGCAAGCCCCUCAGAGAAUCUGGAAUGGCUUAGACGCGGCGCCACAGGACUCUGCAGGCCCAGCGAUGAUGAUGGGGAAGGUUCCUUCAUUCUCCCAUGGCUCCGCAGUGAGCUCCAUUCUGUCCGGCUACCUCGCGCUCUGCCUCGCUCUGCAGGUUCUCAGGCUGGCCUCAGCACAGUUCACAGUGAGGGGACCUGACCGUCCACUUGCUGCCUCCCUACGUGGGGUGGCCAUCCUGUCCUGCCACCUCUCCCCCAGCAUGAGCGCUGAGAACAUGGAGGUGAGAUGGUUCCGGUCCCAGUACUCUGCAGUCGUGCACCUGUACCGCGACGGGCAGGAUCAGUACGUGCAGCAAAUGCCAGAAUAUCGAGGGAGAACGGAGCUCUUGAAAGACGAUAUCAGCAGUGGGAGAGUUUCCCUGAGAAUAUACGACGUCCGACCCUCUGACCAUGGGCAGUACACGUGUUAUUUUCAGUCCAGUGCCUCUUACGAAGAAGCUUUAUUGGAACUACGGGUGGCAGAUUUGGGCUCUGAUCCUGACAUCUCUGUGGAGGGACAUCAGGAUGGAGGGAUCCGGCUGGUGUGUCAGUCAUCUGGAUGGUACCCACAGCCUGAAGCUGAGUGGAGAGACCAGCAGGGGCAGCUCUUACCAUCAGCCUCAGAAAGCAGCUCCCAAGCAGCUGGUGGCCUGUUUCAAACACAGACUGCCAUGGUUCUAACAGACAUGUCCAUCCAGAAAGUGUCCUGCCGCAUCAGGAACCCCCAACUCAACAAGGAGAGAGAGUCAGCGAUUUCCAUAGCAGGGCUGUUUUUCCCGAGGGUCAAUGCCUGGAUGGUGUCUGUGUGGGUGAUCCUGGCUCUCCUGGCUGGCCUCAUUGCUGUGGCCAGUUACUACUUCUGGAAGGUGUACAGAGCAAAAGAGACCCUGCGAUCUGCCCGGGACAGCGAGAAAGAGACCCUGCUGUCUGACUGGAAGGAGGAGAAAGAGAAACUGCGCUCUGCCAUGAAGCAGCAGAAAGCUGACUACGAGGCAAUGAAAGAGCUGGGACUCAUGAGAGCCCGAGGAUACGCAGUGGACGUGACUCUGGAUCCAGACACGGCUCAUCCCAACCUCGUCCUGUCUGAGGGUCGGAAACGUGCGACAUAUGGAAACACGCGCCAGGCUCUGCCCAACACCCCUGAGAGAUUUGAUCCUUCUCCCUGUGUGCUGGGCACCGAGGGGUUCACGGGUGGGAGGCGUUACUGGGAGGGGGAGGGGGUGGGGGACAAGACUGAGUGGUACCUGGGGGUUUGCAGGGAAUCUGCGAGCAGGAAGGCAUCGUUCAGAACCACACCCAGUGAUGGAUACUGGGCCGUGUGGCUGAGUUAUGGCAAAUAUCAGGCCUGCACCUCUCCUUUGACCCCCCUCCCCGUGAGUGCCAAGCCUGCCCGGGUGGGGAUUUUCCUGGACUACGAGGCAGGCGAGGUCUCGUUUUACAAUGUGACUGACAGGUCCCAGCUCUUCAUGUUCACCGACACCUUCUCUGAGACGCUCCGUCCCUAUUUCCACACUGGUUACAAUGCAGCUCCUCUGACCAUCUAUCUGGUCCCAGCACAGACCGGAGAGACUGGCAGUACCACGAGCUGAAUCUCUCACCUCCAGCUGCCCUGGGUCGCGUUACCACAGAGCUGCACCAUGAGACACUUGCCCAUUGACUCCUCUUGG
Messenger RNA from Pelodiscus sinensis (Chinese soft-shelled turtle), 1833 nucleotides. The record is from RefSeq and is a predicted model, not a curated record. Lineage: Eukaryota; Metazoa; Chordata; Testudines; Trionychidae.